AUGCGCAUACUUCUGCUGAUGAAGAAAGAAGCUGUUGGGUCGCUGAGCGACCUCAAUGCCAAGGAAGUAACGGAGAGCACCCAAAUGCUUGAUGGCGAACUCAUCACGCAGCCAGAGAGUAAUCUGCUGAAGAAGGGCUGUGGAGGAGGCCGUUACGAUGAUGUCGUCGACAUAGAGCAGCAGGUAAGCAGUCGUGUUGCCAUGGUGAUAGAUGAACAACGAGGCAUCCGAGCGAGUGACACAAAAGCCCAGUGUCUGAAGAGAACCGGCGAUACGCUGGUAUCAGGUGCGAGGUGCUUGCUUGAGGCCGUAGAGAGACGGAGACAGCAAGCACACAUGGCCAGGAUGCGUGGUGUCGACGAAACCAGUGGGUUGCUCACAGUAAACCUGCUCCGCAAGGUGACCAUGAAGAAAGGCGUUGGAAACGACGUCCAUCUGAUGAACUGGCCAGCUGCGAGAGACCGCCAGCUGAAGAACAGUGCGGAUCGUGCUCAGUUUGACAACCAGUGCAAACGUCUCGGUGAAGUUAACUCCAGCAUGCUACCAAAAACCACGGACCACCCAACAAGCCUUAUAAAGCUUGAGAGUGCCAUCCGAGCGGGUCUUGUGACGAAAGACCCACUUGCGGCUGAUGACGUUGGCGCGGGGGGGGGAACCAAUGUCCAAGUGCGGUUCUGCUGCAGAGCAUCGAACUCUUCCUGCAUCACAGCAAGCUAG
Molecule: messenger RNA, 717 nt
Organism: Aegilops tauschii subsp. strangulata
Lineage: Eukaryota; Viridiplantae; Streptophyta; Magnoliopsida; Poales; Poaceae
Source: RefSeq, a predicted model, not a curated record